Messenger RNA from Morone saxatilis (striped sea-bass), 634 nucleotides. It is a transcript of the gene fbxw4, whose product is annotated as F-box and WD repeat domain containing 4. Gene Ontology annotation, biological process: SCF-dependent proteasomal ubiquitin-dependent protein catabolic process. Gene Ontology annotation, molecular function: protein binding. Gene Ontology annotation, cellular component: SCF ubiquitin ligase complex. Lineage: Eukaryota; Metazoa; Chordata; Actinopteri; Moronidae. The record is from RefSeq and is a predicted model, not a curated record.
AUAUCCUCACAUCCCCCUGAAGGACAGAGUGAAGAUAGCUCAAAACUGGUAUGAUGGGGUCUGCAAAAGGGCUAUUCCCCUCAAAUGGAAAACAAAGCUGUUGCCAUGGUUGCAGAUGGAGGGAGACACACUGUUUCUGUCUCAGGCUGCUGAUAUUGGAGCGUACCAUCUGCGGCAAGACUCUGGGAGGCUCCAGCGUAAACCAUUUGAAAUCUACUCGGGCCACGAGGGUGAUGUCUGCCGCUUUGUUCUGACGGACUCUCAUCUGAUCAGUGGUGGAAGUGAUGGCAAGAUCCUAGUCCACAGCAGGAGGAGAAACAUGUCGAUGGAGUUAUCAGGUCAUAACCAAGAAGUCAACUGCCUGGACUCUAAAGAUGGACUCAUCGUCAGUGGAUCCAGAGACCGAACAACCCGGAUUUGGACUUUGACUUCCAGCUGCCCCAGAGACACAAUUCCCAUGUAUGACAGAGUGUGGUCCGUUGCUAUAAGUCCCACGCUGAGGUUGAUGUUUACAAUAAUAUCCUCCACCAUUGGCAGGCGUAUCUUUAUUUCAGAGUUCAAAAGCAGCAGAGGGCUUGUUGUGACGGUGAAAUACAGGCCUGGCAGAUUGACCGUCCACGGCGUGGUGUGCUAG